CACCAAAACUCUGAACUAGAUUUUUUUUACGAUUAGAACCUUUGUGAAGAAGAUCGUUCGCGGUUGCUGUUCUAUGUGUUGAAAGUGGCCGAUCACGUCGAAGGUGAGGUCAACCUAAUGUAGCAUUCGCCGUCAUCUUGCCUAAUUGUAAUUUUCACCGUUUAAUUUGAUGUAUUGUUGCGUGGAGAAUACCAUUCGGUCGACCCUUAUCUCAAUCAGGUCAACCUUUGUUUGAUAAUUGUUCAAAAUUGAAUUUAGUGCACAACACUCGAACUUUUGUAGUUGUGAGGUAAGGAAGAUCAGCCCAAUAGGUCGAUCUAAUGUUGUUCAAGGUCGACCUAGUAUCGGAUUGGGUCGACCGCGAAACCAACAUGAUCUUCAUUUUACGUCAAAUAUGAUGGAUAAAUGUCCCUUCGGGGACAUCCGAUGAAAUAUGAUGGAUAAAUGGAUGCAACACUUUUUUUCAAUAUGGUCGGCCUCUUUCUGUAAAUGGUCAACCAUUUUGUUAAUGACCGUCAUCAAGUGGUCGACCUAUAUACCUUUACGGUCGACCAUGUUGCUUCUGACGCCAACGAAAAGGGAGAUCGAGGUUUUAUUGUGGUCGACCAAAAAUAACAACUUAAACUAUAAACGGUCGACCAUAUGAUCUUUGAGGUCGACCGUGAUGAGUCCUCAAGGUGCCCAAAUUAGUCAAUUCGGUCGACCUCCGUUAGGAUUAGGUCGACCGAAAUGUCCAUGUUACCCAUUUUCUUAAUUUUCAUUUUUUUAUUUAAAAUGUAAUUGCUAACAAAAAUUAUAUAUCAUGUUGGGUUAAUAUAAAAGUAAUAAUGUGUUUUUAUUGCAGGGCAUGUUCUUUACCGCUUUCACUUCUGAAGAAUAAAGCUCAGUCUUAUCAAUAUUUGAUAACAAGACUUUUUUUAGUGCUUUUCCUACCAUUAUCAUUCAACGUACAUAAAGGUCUCAAAUUUGAAUUUCUUAACAUUCUCCUAAAAAAUAUUUGAUAACAAUAUAAUUUAGUAAUUGCAUAAUUAUCUAUAAAACUGUGAAUUUUUCAGAACUAAAAAUCCAGUGGUAGACUGAUUAAAUCAAGGGAACAUCGUUUUGCAGGCUGUCUGUGGUACAGGAGGCUAUUUGAGUCUAUGUAUUCAAAGCUCACCACCAGACGUUCGAUGGCCAUUGGUUUUGCUGAGAUGUAGUAAACGUUGCAAGAGGUUUUUUUAUGAUAUAAAAUCGUAAUUUCAUAAUUAAAAAUAAAACUUGAUUACUUUGAUUUGAGAUUAAACAUUUGGGGGAGCUUGUAUGCACAAACAAAACGUAGAAAAUUGCUAUAGAUACUAAACUAGAUUAAGGACUUUGUUACGGUGAUUUUCAAGUCAUCGUGACUUGGAUUAAAUGGUCGAUUGUAAGUGUAUGCGGUAAACCGAAUACAUUAUUGCUACGUCCAACAAGAGGUCGAAGCUGAUGGCUCACUGAUCGAUCUAAUGGCUCAAGUGGUCGACCUUAAUAAUGAAGAAACAAACAUGGAUAAUAAUACUAUGAAUGUGGAGCAUGAAGAAACAAACAUGGAUGAUAAGGUGACAUGCAUGGUGGUGACGAUGAAGAAACUAAUGAAGAUGAUGGCAAGACGAACGAGGAGCCCAGAGAAGAGCCAAUGAUUAACACGAUUGAUGAUAUGGGGCAAAUAUCUAGUCAUGUUAGUCACAUGAUCUCAUAAAGCGUUGAGGGUGACUGUAACUUAGAUGUGGGAUGAAUUUUAAUCUUUCAGUGGAAGAUACAUCUAUCCCAUCUAUCCCAACAUAUCUAAGCCCCAUAAUUUUAGCAGCACCAAUUGAGAUAAUCAAGAUGAGUGAGGUGAGUGAGAUUAAAGAACUCCAUGAAAUACAUUAUUCUUUUUAUUUAUUUUGUGUGAUCAACCCAACAUAUCUAAGCCCCAUAAUUUUAGCAGCACCAAUCGAGAUAAUCAAGAUGAGCGAGGUGAGUGAGAUUAAAGAACUCCAUGAAAUACAUUAUUCUUUUUAUUUAUUUGAGAUAUGUGUGACCUAUUGUUAGGUGUGUUUAUUGUGUUCCAGCGUUAAAGAUAUUAAGCAUUUAAGAAUAUAUGAUUCUUACUACUAUGAUUGAGUUCAUAAUUUAUAUGGUAUUUUGUUAGAUUUCAGAAGGUGCAUGACAUCUGGGUCCUAUGAGGUCGAUUGGACUAUUACAAAGGUAAACCAUAAUAGACAACAACUCAAGGGUUCUUGUAUAAGGUAGACCGUAAAAUCAGUUAUUUUAAUCUACAAAAAGGAUGGUUUGUUAAGUUUGAGGGUCGAGCAUUCUUCCGUGUGGUGGGCCUCUUCUCUGGAAUGGCCGACCACUUUGAUGGAAAUAUCAACUUUUCUGCUAAUGUGUCUCUUAUACACGAUCGACCGGUCCAUGUUUAAGGUUGACCGCAUUCUUCCAUCAGAAUGACCAUAUUGUUGUAAUUUGUUGACCACAGCCACUUACAGAUCGACUGUUUUGUCUAAGUAAUUGUGACUUGCAUAGCGAGAGCAUUAAAUACUUUUUGUAAUCCAUAUUCACUUUGAUAAUAUACGAGAAAAUCAAAGAAUGUCACAAAUAUUUUUAUGCAAAAUUACUCUAUUUCAUAUCGAUUUCUCAAACGACAAUCCAUUUGAAAAUAUCAGUAAUUAUUAGUUCUCAAUGACCAACAUCUCUUAAACAAAUCAACAUUAUUAGCAAGAAAAGAAAAUCAAUAUGGUUGUUUAUCCUUUUAUAGAUCAAUUCGCUAAUACACGGUUAAGCAAACUCUUUAAACAUUAUAUAUUGAGAAAUACAUAAUCUAACUAAUUUAGUAACUAUCAUUAACAAGCCAAUUUAUAAGCUAUAGAUAAAUUCUCUUAUACAUCGCUAGUUGGUUGGCUCGCUAGCUCGUGAGCUCAAAUUGAGCCAAUACAUGAGUUAAACUCAACGAGCCACCGAAUUGAGUUGGCUCGCGAGCCUACCAAGAUUAAGCUCAAACUCAGCUAAAUAAGUCGAGUUUCGAGCGAGUUUUUUCUAAUUCGAACAUCGAACCGAUCGUGAGCAGUUUGACUAAUUUACAACUCUAAACACAAAGUGGUUAACGAUUAAUCGAAAACCAACUAAACGGUUUUGGUUAUAACCGAACAUAACCAAUUACUAGACCUAAUUGAGAAGGUUGAAGAGUGAACGAGAUAAUAUACCAUAUUAUCAGUUGUAGAAGCUAUGUCGUUUUUCUUGUAUUGAUUUUGCGUUUCAUUGAAGGCUGAUCGAGAGGUAGAGGCGGCGGCGCCAAAUCUUUUCUGGGUUUAGAGAAGGCGGCUGUGGUUUUGAAAAGAGAAGAGAGUCAUCGGUGAUAGCUCGUGGUUUCCGGGAGCUUAGGAAGACAUAAAAGAGUAGCUACCGGCGUCCGUCGCCCGCCGUGAAGCAGCUGCAUAGACGGCCGGCGUCGCUGCGUUAAUUAACACUGCUUUUUUCCCCGACUUAUUCUCGGAACAGCAGGUUUGAGUGCGCCGCCGCUAGCGGUAUUGUCCCUGCAACUAAAAGGGUUUUGUUCAUUCCGCAUACGAUUCCUUGCCUUGGAUUACUCUCACGGUAAACCUCACUUUGAUUAAAACAAGUGCUUACAGGAGUAACUUCUCGCGCCUGUUUUUAGCUUCAACUUCGGAAACUUGUGCUUCCGGUUCCAUUUGCAGAUUGAAUUUCAGUCCCCAUUGCUCUCUUUGAGCUUGAUUUUGGCUUGAACUUGAUUGUUAGCCUUAAUUUCCAUUUCUAGCCGAAAUGGCAUUCUUGUGAAUGUUCUCUCGCAUUUCUAGUGCGCAGAUAGCCCUGCCAUCUUUUCCUAUGAGCUCUUGUGAAGUUAUAAUGCGUUUGAUUAUGAUGUAGAGGCUGCUUUUGAUUGGAUUUCCUUUUGAUGGUUCCUUGUAUAGAGCAAUUUUUUGGUUCAAAUUUGUUUGCUUUAUGUGGUAGAAAUUACUAGGAGCAAACCCAAUGUGAGGAAUAGGUAGUUGUUGGAGUUUUUUUCCCAAACUAAGCCUUUGGUCUUAACCUGGCUUGUUCCUUUUCAGAUCGCUGGAAUGAAAUUGGCUAGGAUGUCCGACCUUCUACGCCCCCGCUUCUUCAACCAACUUCUUUGUGGUGAAGGUCAGACCUUUCUUCGCUGCUUAAACAAGUGGCAGUGGAAGCACCUCCAAGAGAAGAAUGCUUGGGAGAAGGAGACACGCUUGCUCGACCUAGGUAGAAUGGGAUCCCCAAUUCAUGUUAAGCUAGCUGGUGAACCAAUCUCCAGUUCUUCCGAUUCCUCUACCAAUUGUAACCACAUGACACUAGAAUGUCACUUGAAUGCUAUGGCUGAUCAUUUGUCGGAAGGAGCUGAUUUUUUGAAUGAAGAUGAUGGCUCUCUGCAGCUAAGGGCAAGGUUGCACAGACCGAAUGAACGGUCUGGAUUGAUCAGGGUAGGCAAUCUUAGACAAGGUUCAGUCAGGUCACCGAUUGAUUUGAGGAAGUUAAUGGCGGAGCUGCGAGGUAAUUCAACCUCUAUUUAUAAUUUCUCAACAAGUAGGGACUAUUCUACCCUGAGAAGUGCAGGUUCUCAGAGUAAAAGUAAUUUGGGCAAGUCUUUUGCUCAGAGACGAUUCAAAUACAGAAAAAAUGAUAGUUCUUCGAGCGACGAUGAUGUGGAGAAUGCUGAUUAUCGGGAGUCUGGCCCGGCGGAUCGGGUGGCUGUGGGUGGAAAGAGACGUGCAAAAGAGAUCGGGAGCUUAGCUGCUUUAGCGAAUUAUGAUCUGAAGGUUAGGAAGCGAGUCCCAUUGAAGAAAAUUGAGGAGGAGCUUGAUUUUUCAAAGGACAUGGAGUUGAUUAGACAUGAGGUUGGCAGGCGUAGGUUGGUUGAAGAAGCAGAUGAGACUGAUGAAGGCAAGGAAGAGCCGUUUCUUAGUGAAAAAAGAUUUGAUGAGUGUGGUAUAUCUCCAUUGACAGUUAAGGCAAUGGCAGCAGCUGGCUAUGUUCAGAUGACCAGGGUGCAGGAAGCUACUUUAUCUGUUAGUCUUGAGGGGAAGGAUGCUGUGAUUAAGUCAAAAACUGGCACUGGGAAGAGCGCGGCUUUCUUGCUUCCUGCAAUUGAAGCAGUUUUGAAGUCAGCAAGUAGCAGUGCCAAGCAAAGGGUCCAUCAAAUAUGUGUGCUUAUUCUCUGCCCUACUCGGGAGCUAGCAAGUCAGAUAACUGCAGAAGCAACUGCUUUGUUGAGGUUCCAUGACGGAAUUGGGGUUCAGUCACUAGUUGGAGGUACUCGUUUCAAGGAUGAUCAGAGACGCCUAGAGUUUGACCCUUGUCAGAUAGUUGUUGCAACUCCUGGUAGGCUACUAGAUCACAUAGAGAACAAAGGUGGUUUGUCUGUGCAUUUGAUGGGAUUGAAGAUGCUAAUACUUGAUGAAGCUGACCACUUGCUAGACUUGGGAUUCCGUAAAGAUGUGGAGAAAAUUGUGGAUUGCUUGCCUCGUGGAAGGCAAUCCUUACUGUUCUCUGCAACUAUUCCAAAAGAGGUCCGCCGUAUUUCUCAGCUUGUACUGAAAACAGACUAUGUUUUCAUUGAUACAGUUGGUCUGGGAAGUGUGGAAACUCCUGUCAAGGUUAGGCAGUCUUACCUUGUGGUUCCACACGAACUCCAUUUCCAAGUUGUACACCAUCUCUUGAAAAAACACCUCAUGCAAAUACCUGAUUACAAGGUCAUUGUCUUCUGCACAACAGGGAUGGUAACAUCCCUGAUGUACCAUGUUCUCCGGGAGAUGAAAAUGAACGUGAGAGAGAUGCACUCAAGGAAGCCUCAACUAUAUCGUACUCGCGUCUCUGAUGAAUUCAAACAAUCGAAGCGGUUGAUUCUUGUUACGUCUGAUGUUUCAGCUCGUGGAAUGAACUAUCCCGAUGUCAGUUUGGUGAUUCAGGUGGGUAUCCCUAGUGACCGAGAACAGUACAUACAUCGUCUUGGAAGAACCGGGCGGGAAGGGAAAGAUGGGGAAGGAGUCUUGUUGUUGGCUCCAUGGGAAGAAUAUUUCUUGGAUGAAUUGAAGGAGUUGCCUCUUGAGAAACUCCCUUCACCUGACAUAGAGCCACCAGUUAAACUUAAGCUGGAGAACUCAAUAGCAAAAGUUGAUACCAGCAUAAAAGAGGCAGCAUAUCAUGCUUGGCUGGGAUACUACAACUCAAUCAGGGAGAUCGGGAGGGACAAGACGACGCUUGUUGAGCUGGCCAAUCAGUUCUGCGAAUCGAUAGGAUUGAAGAAGCCCCCUUCCAUCUUUAGGAAAACUGCACUGAAAAUGGGAUUGAAAGACAUCCCUGGUAUCCGAAUUCGACAGUAGAAAGGCCAAGCUCAACUAACUUGGAGAAGAGGAUCAAGAUUUGAGGAGGACCAUUUGCUAGAGUAAGAGGUCAUCGUUGUGUUGGUUCUGUUUUUAUGUUGCACCCCGUAACUUUUCCAAUCACUCUUUCGAAAAACACUUCGCCAUCAGUCCAUCACACUCAUGCUGAUUGAGCGAUUUCAUGCUUAGAUUUUAGGAACCCUCUGUUUUAAUACUUGAUGGCCUGUAAUUAGUUCUCUAAUUGGAUGAUCCUGCCUUUUGGAGCGUAUUUUAGGCUUUAAUAGCUUGGAUUUCUAAAGGUUAUGCAUCUUUUAGAGCUUCAAUCCAAUCGCAAACCACAAGGGGUUUGGAGUUGCCAGAAUCUACAUUUUGGAAUGACUUCAAUGACGGCUUUCUCUUACCAAAACCAGCACAUUCCUAGCUCUCAUUGGGCAUCUAACUGAGCCAUGGUAUCGAAGGAAUUAUUUAGCCCACUGUUAAUCCGCAACGGUUGGUUGGUGAGUGGUAUAAAAUCUAUUACUGUACGUUCUUCCACCAAUUUGAGUUAUUGGAACUAAGUGGUUUUUGACAUGGUAUUAGAGCUUUUUGUGCUCGAGAGGUUUUUUUUGUUCGAACAACUCGAGUCAUUAGAACUAACUGGUUUUUGAAAUGGUAUUAGAGCAUUCUCUAACCAAGAGAUGUUUUUGUUCGAAUCUCGGAUGUUUUCCCAUUUAUGAAGCACAUGAUAUUCUCGUAUUAGGAACCUAACUUUCGUUUAAGGAAGUAUAUAAGUGAGUGAUAUAAAAUCCACUAUUAAAUCUCUUCCAACAACUCGAGUUAUUGUAAAUAACUCUUUUUUCACGAACAUCCAUAAACCUUAAACAAUUGGUUUCUCAAAUCCAGGAGGUAUAUGCUCAGAAGGGGCCUAAACAAUGUGUAUCUACUAUUUUACCUCGAUCUUUUGGACACUUUUGACAGAUAUCAAGGCCUCAAAUCCUUCUAUUCUAUUCCUUCGGUAUGAGGAAUCUAUUCUUGAUACAAGUGUGAAACCCUUCUUUCUUUCUUGGUCAGUGUAAUUUCACUUGCCUUUUUAGCGAUCUGGCCAUAACCCUCCCCAGAGAUCAUCACAAUUCACAGGUAAGGAUUCCGUUCUCUCUUGUCUUGGGGACCUUCAAUACUCUUCUUUCCAUUGGCAAAAACGUCAUGGUCGGUGAAUUCGUAACUCAAAAAUCGCUGUUGGUAGAUGAUUUCGAAGUUUGAAUCUAAAAUGUGUCGGAUGUUCUCUUCUUUACAAGAAUCGAUGAUAGUAAGUACAUGACAAUUCUCCAGCUGUAUUCAAUUUCUUACAAUGUUAUUAUAUAUAAAUAAAAACAUUCACUAAACCAUGGUUUUAGAGAAGACAGUUUCUCUAUUCAUAUUUCAUACCCAACGAGCAAACGACGAAACAACUAGUCACUAAUGGAUAGUGGAAUCUCUUCUAUUUAAUAACAGCAAUUGCAAUUUGCAACGUACUUUCCCUCUUUGCUUUCCUUUCUUCCUUCCCCUGCCUUUUCUUCUUACAUAUAUAUGGACCAUAUGAUAUCAGUUUGUUUGCCCUAGUCUUGUUCAGUGAAUGAUGUGAAACAAGCUUUACAUAACAAGCGAAAAAUCGACGGCAGUGAACAAAAAAGUCGACUUGUUGAAGCUAUUUGCCACCUGCGUUAUUGAGAGGGAGAGGAGAGAAAAAGGUUAGUUAGUGCAGAGGUCGGAGCCAUGUUGAUGGCAGCAGAAGUCAGUCUCAAUCAAUUCUCAAAAUCAUUGUAACAUCUAGUUCCAACGAAAUCCAUAUUUCGAUCGUUUAGAAAUUACGCGAUUAAAAUCGAGUGUUUUGAUAGUAUCUAUUGUUGUGAGAAUGGCAAUGAAGUCGGGAUGAGGCAAUUAAAAAAAGCAUACAACUUCAUUAUUCUACUAAAAAGUCGAGAACAACACUUGCAAUAUUGUGAGGAUUGCAUAGAUUGAUGAGGUCUAGUUAUUUGAAUGAUGGAUCAUUUCACAUAAAUUAUAGCUACACUAGAAUCGGAGUACGAUAUAACGCAACUUAAAAAAUUAGUCAUGUUGGCAUACGCCAAGAGUAUUCGCUAUUAUGAUAUUUUUAGUGAUACGGAGCUAUCUAGACCACCAGCUAAACCGUGUUUGGUUUAAUAAAUAAAUAAACUAUACUCUUUCCACUAAUGGGUAAGCAUCGGAUCCUAGUUCUGUAUACUCAAAAACCGAAAAAUCAAUUUAAUAAAAUAAAAAUCAAUAGAAAAAACAUAAUAAUAAUCAAUCAUUCUAAUUUAUCAAAGUAUAUAAAAAGAUAUGGGUUUUUGAUCGAUAUUCCGAUUUAGCAUAGGCAACACCUUACACCUAUGUGUCUCAUAGUCCAUUGACGUGUUUUUUAAUUCCCAAAUCACUCCGGAGCCCCUGGACGAGGCGUUUUGUUGCCUAGGGCCUAAGUGUGAUUAAGCGUUAGUUUAAACGCGAUUUCUUGAAUCAUGGUAGGAUUAUAUGUAUAUUUUGUAAUAAAUUAGAAAAACAUACUAGUUCAAAAGCUUUAGGCAUUCUCAUCGUUCCAAAUUUUUUUCCACAAAAUUUUAGCUCUUUUCAUUCAGAUUUCUAACUCCGCCAUAACAGGGUUAAAAAAAAAUAUAAUGGAGGAGAGGGGUGCUGCUUUCUUUUGGGUUAUCUAGCUAGCAACCAUAUAAAAUGCCUUUUCCUUUUUAAAAAGCCACUAUCCACUCUUGGACACUAUAGAUAUAUAGUGCUCCCUCCCACAAAUUAUUAAGUUAUAGGUUACAUUUUUCCUAUAGUGGAUUCUCAAAGUGGAUGGCUUGGAGCCCAUCAACUUAAUUAGUUGAACACAGGAAGAAUAUAAAAUACAUUAGUAUUA
This is a messenger RNA of Linum trigynum, 9237 nucleotides long. The record is from the annotation of a GenBank genome assembly. NCBI's taxonomy places the organism in Eukaryota, Viridiplantae, Streptophyta, Magnoliopsida, Malpighiales, Linaceae.